CAAACUGGGCUGGGCAAUCGAAGUUGGGACAAUUUACGGAGGUUUCUGUGACCGGAUAGCCGACGAAAAUAAGGAUAUGUAUACAGCUAAUAUGUAUAGUUUUCUAUUUGUGUGUCCUUUAGCGGAGUAAGGAGGAUAUCCAUGCCCAAUCAUUUUCUACUUAUACAAGGAGUUUGAUGUAUUUCGCUUGAAGAUAGAAGCUUAACUGGGAAAAAAAAAAAAAAAAAAAAAAAAAAACUACCCUCCCCUUUCGUAUUGAGGAUGAUUUUUGCCAAUUCUGGGAACCCACUGAGGACUCCAUAUCGCAAACAGCCGCUUGUUGCCCCGUCGUCACACCCGAUGGCUCCACCCAGCCCGAGUAACCACAGCAGCAGCAGUAGCACUGCAGGCUGGGACCAGCUCAGCAAAACGAACCUCUACAUUCGGGGCUUGUCCCCUUCAACUACAGACCAUGACCUGGUCAAACUAUGUCAGCCGUAUGGCAAAAUUGUAUCAACAAAGGCCAUCCUGGACAAGACUACAAACAAAUGUAAAGGAUAUGGCUUUGUGGACUUUGACAGCCCUGCUGCUGCUCAGAAAGCUGUGGCUGCCCUGAAAACCACUGGUGUCCAAGCUCAGAUGGCAAAGCAACAAGAACAAGACCCGACAAACUUGUACAUCUCCAACUUGCCUAUGUCUAUGGAUGAGCAGGAACUGGAGAACAUGUUAAAGCACUUCGGCCAGGUCAUAUCCACACGCAUCUUGAGGGACUCCAGUGGAGGCAGCAGAGGAGUGGGCUUUGCAAGGAUGGAGUCAACUGAAAAAUGUGAUGCAGUCAUUUCUCACUUCAAUGGAAAGUUUAUCAAGACACCUGCAGGUGUUCCAGCACCAUCUGAACCUUUGCUGUGCAAGUUUGCCGAUGGUGGACAGAAAAAGCGACAAAGUCAAAAUAAAUAUGCCCUGAAUGGCCGUGGUUGGGGAAGGGACGGCGACAACAGACUGGCCGGAAUGACGCUCACAUAUGACCCCAGUGCAGCUGCUAUGCAAAAUGGGUUUUUCCCGUCAGCAUACAGUAUUUCAAACAGGAUGUUUGCUCAAGCAUCAAUGUCUCCGUACAUGUCUCCGGUUUCAACGUACCAGAUGCAGAACCCAUCCUGGCUGUCCCAUCAACCUUACAUCAUGCAGCACCCAGGCACUGUGUUAUCGCCCUCUAUGGACCCAUCCAUGUCACUACAGCCUACGUCCAUGAUGGCCCCUCUUGCGCAGCAGAUGAGUCAUCUCGCUCUGGGCAGUGCAGGAACAUUUAUGGCCGCCAACACAGCUAUGCAAGGAGCAUAUAUCCCACAGUAUGCACACAUGCAGACAUCAAAUGUUCCCGUAGAGGAAAAUGGUGCUCAUUCACAAGUGGAUUCAUCUGGCAAUCAUUCCCCAUAUUCCUACCAACAAACCAAGUAGUGCUUAGGUAACAUUUGGACAACAGCUAAAACAAUCACGUCUACAAAUGCAAUGGAUGCUAAGGAUCUUUUCACUGUUUUGCACAGGUUCUGCAAAUGUUUAAGUGAGACUAUUUUUGGUGUCAUUUUCAUAGAGAAUAUCUGAGUUCAUUCAGUUCCAAUUAUAAUAAUAUAUAUUAUAAUUGAAAAAGUUUUAUUUUCAUACUAGAAAUUGUUUAUUUUUUAUCAAGGAUUGCCACAGGACACAAGGAAGAAUCAUGUGACUGGUUGUUCAAAGUGCAUGAGAGUAAACAUGUCUUAUGUUAAUAUUUCCAGAUUUUUUUAUUCUGAGGACUUUUUUCAGCCAAACAUUUUGAAAAUGAUGUUUUUGUGCUUGCUGUGUGAGUGUUGCUAUGGUGAAGUGUUACAUGUUGUUUUCUUGUAAAGUGAUUUCUCUUAGUACUUUAGAUUGAUCUUGCUGUCUAAUUAAAAUGCCUUCAUAGUUUUGACAUAGUAGUUGUACAGAACACCACAGAGAGCAACAGUAAGCAAAAAAAAAAUUAAAAAAAAAUGGAGAGCUAUUGCCUUUGAAAUGUAAGACUUUUUAACGAAAUCGGUGUAUUAUUGCUUUCCCCCGGCCAAAACGGAUAGAACGGUAGAAUACAUUUAAGGAAAGAGAUUUAAAUGAAAUGACUCCACAACUGAUGAUUUUAUGGAAGGUAAUAUUUAUUAAGUAAGAAUACCUUGUUUUCUGGAUGUUGGAAUGUGUUACUUUUUUUAAUUUUGCCUUUUUGAUUAUUUGGUAUUGUAGAAUAGCUGAUAUUGAAAUUGGUGGGGUGGGGGAAUGAGAAAAGGCAAAUGGAUUUUGUUUAUUGGUUGUGUUUUUGUCUUUUUGGGUGAUGUUAGUUGUUAUUUUGAUGGGGUGUGUCUUUUUCACUUUUAACUGAAAAGCUACAGGAAAACUUAGACUUACGAUUGUGCAAAAAAACCUCAUCAAAGCCUUGUAAAACAAUUUAGGCAAAAGUUCAGCGAGUUGGGGGGUAAAAUGAGAGGAGUAUGUAUAUUUUUUAGCACCUCACUCUUUGACAGGAAACAAACAAACUAGGCACUUUCAAAUGUAGUUUACUUCACCAAAGAUUGUGAGCUAUUACACUGAGGAAAUAAUUUGUCUCUUUAACCAGGACACAAGCGACUCUGCAAACUAGGUUGCAGUUUGGACAGUGUGCCUUUUUUGUAUAAUUACAUUAAAUUUCAUAGGUAAUAGUACAGUGAAGACACGUAAGCAUGCAGGAAGCCCUGGAGCCAACAAGAGAUGAACUUCAUACUAACUGAAAAAUGGAAAAAAAAGAAAAUCAAUUUCAACAAAAAAAAAGAUAAUGCUAUGACCUUUAAAAAAAAAAAAAAAA
This is a messenger RNA of Anoplopoma fimbria (sablefish), 2818 nucleotides long. RefSeq names its product RNA-binding motif, single-stranded-interacting protein 1 (gene rbms1b). Bases 262 to 1434 code for a protein of 390 amino acids. Gene Ontology annotation, molecular function: mRNA 3'-UTR binding; poly(U) RNA binding; poly(A) binding. Gene Ontology annotation, cellular component: cytosol; nucleus; ribonucleoprotein complex. Lineage: Eukaryota; Metazoa; Chordata; Actinopteri; Perciformes; Anoplopomatidae. The record is from RefSeq and is a predicted model, not a curated record. The transcript is spliced from 13 exons.